Molecule: messenger RNA, 936 nt
Organism: Prorocentrum cordatum
Lineage: Eukaryota; Dinophyceae; Prorocentrales; Prorocentraceae
Source: the annotation of a GenBank genome assembly
AGAGAGAGAGAGAGCAUGGCCGCAGCCGCGCCGUGGGCGAGGGCGCUGGCGGCGGCGGCACUCGCGGUUUCCGCAGCGGCCACGGACGGGCGCGACCCUGCGCCCCGCCAGGAUCGGGAUGCGACGCCGACGCCGCCAGCAGUCCGACAUACCUGGACCAACUGCGAGUGCAAGGUAAAUUGGGUGAUGGACGAUCUCGAUGGCAACUCCUUGACGUGCAACGAGGCAUGCUGCAACCUGGACGACGACCCAUUCGGUGACUACUGCUACGUGGUUGACCCAGCCUGUGAGGAAUUUGAGUGGGGCUAUUGUAGGCCAGAGAGUAUGUCGACGCCUGGUUGCACGGAUCGCCCAGCAGGUUGGAGCGAUUCUGAUGGCGACGAUUGCUAUGCCUACGCAUAUAAUGGAUUCUGCACGACGUCAGGCGGCUACGGCGCGGCCUGGCAGGAGGAUGACUGGGGCACGCUCGAAGACUACACGCAAGACGGAUACGACGCGUCAACCGCCUGCUGCGCCUGCGGCGGCGGCAGCGGCACCUACCAGGGGUACGACGACACCAAGUGCGCGGACUCUGCAGGUUGGGCGGACUCUGACGGAGACGACUGCACGUCCUACACCCAGUUCUUCUGGUGCACCCCCGAUGGGCAUACAGGCACAGGGUGGCACGAGGAGAGUGGGGCACCCUCGCCGACUUCGAGGAGGACGGACAGACCGCCCUGCAGGCGUGCUGCGGGUGCGGCGGGGGCUCGGAGGGCACCUACGAGGGCACGCAGGCCGCGCCCAAGCCCAACGGCGACACGGCAGGCAUCACAGUGCCCAGCGGCGUCGCGUGGGUCGUCGCAUCGGGGCCGUGUACGAAGGACAGCAACGGCUGCAUCUCAAGCCCGAACUACCCGAAAAGCUAUGGGGACAGCGAGAAGUGCAUCAUCGGGGUGA